This is a messenger RNA of Mastomys coucha (southern multimammate mouse), 3478 nucleotides long. It is a transcript of the gene Srr, whose product is annotated as serine racemase. Bases 656 to 1675 code for a protein of 339 amino acids. NCBI's taxonomy places the organism in Eukaryota, Metazoa, Chordata, Mammalia, Rodentia, Muridae. The record is from RefSeq and is a predicted model, not a curated record. The transcript has 9 exons. Gene Ontology annotation, biological process: D-serine biosynthetic process; pyruvate biosynthetic process; L-serine metabolic process. Gene Ontology annotation, cellular component: cytoplasm. Gene Ontology annotation, molecular function: serine racemase activity; magnesium ion binding; pyridoxal phosphate binding.
GGCGGGGCGGGCAGGCCCGGCCCAGCAGCUGGGCGGCGCAACUCACCUCUGCUCCCGGCCUGCGGAGCCAGAGUGGCCAGGAUCCCUCGUAGUUCCGACGCGGAGAUCCGCACACGCUCCAACCCCUCCGCCAUCUUCGCGGCGGCUGCUACAGCUGCGGCGACUCGGCCACCGCCGCGCGCAGCCAGGAAACCACGACGGACGGGCGGCGCGCGCUCACCCACUCCCACCCUUUUCCCCGCCCCCUCCUGCCUGCCCUCCCCAAACGACGGUGGCCUCACUGGGAGCAAAAGCAUUCCGCACGUUCAACUAGGGCCUGGCGCCCGAUCAGGCCGCGGAGACGACACGUGCGCGUGCGCAGAGGGGUAAAGCUGGGAAGGAACGCUGAGGCUCGGAGGUGGAGACGUCGCGGUCAGGAGGUGAGUAUUUCCUAAAUGACCUUACACCCUUUGCCACACUGGUCCUGGGCCAAGAUGGGCCAAUCAAAGUCCUUACCCAGAAUUUUUUGAACUGAAAUUGAGAGAAAAAUCCCUCUUCAGUAUGGAAGCCAUAAAAUGUAAAACACAGGAGCUGUCAGCAGCCAUGUGUCCUGCCAUACGAAGCCAGCUGGUCUGCUGUGAGAAGGAAGCCAACGUGCCAGAGGCAGCAGAGAACCAUGUGUGCUCAGUACUGCAUCUCCUUUGCUGACGUUGAAAAAGCUCAUAUCAACAUUCAAGACUCUGUCCACCUCACCCCAGUGCUAACAAGCUCCAUUUUGAAUCAAAUAGCAGGACGCAAUCUCUUUUUCAAAUGUGAACUCUUCCAGAAAACUGGGUCUUUUAAGAUUCGAGGUGCCCUUAAUGCCAUCAGAGGCUUAAUUCCUGACAGUCUAGAAGGGAAGCCCAAAGCAGUUGUUACUCACAGCAGUGGAAACCAUGGCCAGGCUCUCACCUACGCUGCUAAACUCGAAGGAAUUCCUGCUUACAUUGUGGUUCCCCAAACAGCUCCCAACUGCAAGAAACUGGCAAUCCAAGCCUAUGGAGCAUCGAUAGUAUACAGUGAACCGAGUGAUGAGUCCAGAGAAAAGGUCACUCAAAGACUUAUGCAAGAAACACAAGGCGUCUUGGUCCAUCCCAACCAGGAGCCUGCAGUGAUAGCUGGACAAGGAACAAUUGCCCUGGAAGUACUCAACCAGGUUCCCUUGGUAGAUGCACUGGUGGUACCAGUAGGAGGAGGAGGCAUGGUUGCCGGAAUAGCUGUUACAAUUAAGGCCCUGAAACCUGGUGUGAAGGUAUACGCUGCUGAACCCUUGAAUGCAGAUGACUGCUACCAGUCUAAACUGAAAGGAGAACUGACCCCCAAUCCUCAUCCUCCAGAAACCAUAGCAGAUGGUGUCAAAUCCAGCAUUGGCUUAAAUACCUGGCCUAUCAUAAGGGACCUUGUGGAUGACGUCUUCACUGUCACAGAAGAUGAAAUCAAGUAUGCAACCCAGCUGGUGUGGGAAAGAAUGAAAUUGCUCAUUGAGCCUACUGCUGGUGUUGGAUUGGCUGCAGUGCUGUCUCAGCAUUUCCAAACAGUCUCUCCAGAAGUAAAGAACAUCUGUAUUGUACUCAGUGGUGGGAACGUAGACUUAGCCUCCCUAAACUGGGUGAAGCAGGCUGAACGGCCAGCUCCUUACCAGACGGUUUCUCUUUAAAUUCAGGGAUGAGAUACGAUUGUCUCUAGAUGAAAAAUUUUGUUUUCCAUCUUCCUUUUUAAAACUAUUUUCAAAAUCCUAAUCAAGAAAGUAUAAGUAAUAAGUGUAAUUCUGUGCUUAGCAGAGACAUGGACAACUGAAAUACAAAGCACAAACUGCCUAGUCAUAACCCAGACUCCAACACCGGAGUUUUGGCUGCAGUCUACUUACUGCAAAUAAAAUUAUUCCAUGUCUACUUCAGACACUGUUGAAGAGAUGUCACUUUUAACCCAAGGUACUGGUUCUGGUACAAAUGGGUCAUAAGUCCAUUUGGGAAAUACUCGCUUAUAGAGAUUCAUUAAUACUGUAUCCUGAGAUUUUAGUUUCCCAUCAAAACUGCACUUCAUAUGGCCAUGGGUACCUAGAAGGAAAACACGUGAUUGGUCAAAGUAAAGUGGACACUCCUAAGCAGUGAACUUACUAGUCCAGAGAACACCUAAGAACCCCAGGCUCUUACCUACAGGCUCUUUGAUGUGUCCCCGGCGGCCCCACUUGGUUCUCAGUUCCACAGGCUUAAACCACAUCACAUCCUCUUAGAAUGGAACACAGACAUAAAGUCAAACAUUUACCCACACAGCAUCAAGGCCAUCUUCCCACCACUCUCCUUCAUUCACACCUACCUCUAUUGAAGAACAUGUAACGCACUACUGCCAUCUUAGUAAAAAUUUUAAAAGGAUGACCGCUUAGAACCACUCUCUUUAUGACCAUUCUGUCUGGAUCCACUGAAAACAGAUGGCCUGUAGCAAUGAGGCUGUGCAUUCCUAAGAAAGGAGAGCAGCUGUUAAUGUAUGGGACAACUCCUUCAGCUCUGUUCUACUUUAAGGACCCAUCCAUCUACUAUGCUACUUUCCUGAGGCUAUAGGAAAAACACUAAAAGACAUUUCUAAUGAGCCCGUCCCUCACACCCACCUUACAUAUAUUGUUUAGCAUGUACUGAAAUGUGCCAACAGGUAACAACUGAUGUUAUCAUCCUGGGCUUACUCCCGCAAUGAGGCUGAAACUAGUAUUUAAAACAAAACACCAGUAUUCCUUAAUACAGCAAGACCCCAUGUCUAAGAAGAGUUAUGGUGCUGGUGAGUACUUGUAUGCUCAGUAUUUAUAUUCCAAAUCCAACAUACCAUUUCUUCUCUGCUUGAAGAGCAGCACAGAUGCAGGAGGGAAUGUGAUUGGCGCAAACACUGUCACCACUAAGGCUGCAUCAGCAGUCAGGAAUCUUUGAAAUUUAUGUUUAUCAGCUUCCAUAAUAAGUAAACAGAAAGAAAAGUAAAAGGCCUUGUGUGAAACCAUAAGCAAUGCAGUGUCAAAAGGUGUACUGUUGUCACACGGAGCCCCACCCUUUAAAAUGUUGGUACUGGAGAUCAAACCCAGGGCUGUGUACACACUAGGUGCUCUGCCCUAGGACCUACAGCAUAUCCUCAAUAUUUAUAGUUUUUUAUGCAUAUGUAUCUGAGUGCAGGUGCCUCUAAGUUGACCAAUGUGGAUCCUGGGAAUCCAAUCUGGGUCCUCUACAAGCUACUGUCUGCUUUGUUUUGAGAGGAGUUUGUGUAUUGCAUGCUGGCUUUGAACUUGCUGGGUACAUUCUGACAUCAAGGGCUAAAGUUACCAGUCCAUGUUCUGUUUCUCUAUACUACUAAUUCUUGAGCUUUUUCCUGUGUCAGUGAGCAUGGCUUUGAGAUGACUGCUUCUGUGCUAGGUGUAGGAGAGUAAGCUAGUAGGAAAACUGUUCCCCUUACUUUCUCAAAAUAAUAAAAGCUUUUUAAUACA